Messenger RNA from Sphaeramia orbicularis (orbiculate cardinalfish), 1866 nucleotides. It is a transcript of the gene pla1a, whose product is annotated as phospholipase A1 member A. The record is from RefSeq and is a predicted model, not a curated record. Gene Ontology annotation, biological process: lipid catabolic process. NCBI's taxonomy places the organism in Eukaryota, Metazoa, Chordata, Actinopteri, Kurtiformes, Apogonidae. The coding region runs from base 447 to 1835 and encodes 462 amino acids. The transcript is spliced from 11 exons. Gene Ontology annotation, molecular function: glycerophospholipid phospholipase A1 activity.
AACCAGUGGACAAUCAGGCCAGAGUCCAGCCUUUGUAAACAAGCAGCUAUUGAACACCAAUGAGGUCAUGGAUUCACUGCCAGGCAAAACAGAAAACCAGCUUAAGAAUCAGAACAGUCUGGGGCUAAAAAACUAACUAAUGUGAUGACUGAACACGGAGAGGUUUGUCACAGAUACAUUCAGGUUUGAGCUUUGCAUAAAUCAUGUAGGAAACUCUAAGGAUCUUUAGAAACACUGGCUCUUCUGAGACCCUUUCAGGCCACUUCAGAGGGACUGGAGACUCGCUUUGUGUCCACUGUUUGACUGUUCAGGGCUGAGUAGUCACUCCAGAGUUACUGCACCGCACAGAGCUGGGAUUUUCUCAAGCCGCCAAUCUGGGGCUAAACGGAAAAUCUGAGAACAGUUAAGCCCCAACAGAAGCUCUCCGGUCACCAGUCAGUACAGAAAUGAACCGGGAACACACCAUCAUCCUCCUCUGUGUUUUCAUCUCCAUCACGUCAGUGGUAGUAGGUGAAGGGGAAACUCAGAGAGAGGAUGACUGCGCCGACCUGAACAACACAACAUGGCAGGAGUAUCGACAGCAGAGAGUCAAGCUGCAGGUCCAGUACCUGUUACUGACCAGGAAAAACAUGGAAUGUGCACGUGGCUUCAGCCAGGAGUCUCUCACCAAAACACAACAACCAUCUGACUUCGACUUCUCCAAACCGACCAAAGUCAUCAUCCAUGGGUACAGGGCCAUGGGCAGUAAGCCGUCCUGGGUGAAGGAGCUGGCCAAGGCCCUGCUCAGGGUACAGGACGUGAAUGUGAUCCUGGUGGACUGGGUUUACGGAGCAUCCUUCGCCUACAACCUGGUGGUGGAGAAUUACAAAGAGGUGGCUGUGCAGAUCUCUGUCCUCAUCAACCAGCUGCAGAAACAGGGAUGUAAACUGGAGUCGUUCCACUUCAUUGGGGUCAGUCUUGGAGCACACGUCGCUGGUUUUGUGGGGACUCUUUUUGAGGGCAGGAUUGGAAGAAUCACAGGCCUCGAUCCUGCUGGACCCAUGUUUAAAGGAGCGGACACUUUUGACCGACUGGACCCAUCUGACGCUCUGUUUGUUGACGCCAUCCACACAGAUUCUGACUAUUUUGGGAUCUCCAUCCCAGUGGGUCACGUGGACUUCUUCCUGAACGGAGGGAAAGACCAGACUGGUUGUGCUCGCUCCAGGUUUGCCUCCAUUCUCAUCUCCUUUCCAGUGUAUGGCUAUGUGAUAUGUGACCACAUGAGGGCGCUGCACGUCUACAUGAGCGCGUUAAACGGCUCGUGCCCUUUAACGGGGAUCCCAUGUGACAGCUAUGAGGACUUCUUGAACGGACAAUGUGUGGACUGUGGUGUUUUCAAGGGGAGAUGUCCAACCAUAGGGUUAUCAGACAACAGCGGGAUAGCCAUGUCGCCGAUUCCCAAAGAGCAGAAGCUGUUUCUUCUAACAACUUCAUUGCCGCCUUUCUGCACUCAUCACAUCCUGUUGGAGCUGGAGGUUUCUCCUUUGGAUAAGAGUGCCGAAGUGGAAGUAACGCUGAUGACGGAGAAUCUGAAAACAGAGCAGAGGCUCAGACUUCAGACAGAUACGACAGUGUACAGGAAAGUGUUGACUCAUCCCGUGGCUCUGUGUGAGAUCGGUUCCAUCAAGCUGAAGAACACAGGAGCCCGUUUCUACAGACAAGGAGACAUCCACGUCAGAUCAGUGUGUGUGUCCGAGUUACCCAGACGAGAGGAGCCAAUCUGUGUGAACAACAUUGACAUCCAUCGAGGAGCUCCGUGGUCACAUGACUUUGUGCAAGUUUGUGGUAUGUUCUGAAGAAACACAGAUCGGUGACAAAUUGAAGGAA